CCCCCUGACCGCAAGCAGCACAGCCGGCUUGCUCUUCAGUCAAUUGGUCGCCUGAGCCAGAGACACUUGCUAAUUGAGUUGCCACUCCCAGCCUACCUGCUGAUCCACGAUGCUGUUCUCGCUGUGCGCGGUGGCUGUGAUUUUUGGCUUUCCUCUGAGAGAGGCCUUCGUUCUCCAGCCCUCCCGGGGGGAGCCGGCGGGGGCUAUCAGUGCCAUCACAGACACGUCGGUUGGCAAGGUGAACAGAUGCCAGGGGGAGUCGAUUCAGGUCAUAAAGCAGAAGCUGCUGGAGGCCCUGGGCCUGGGUAAGGAGCCCCAGGUUUCCAGAGGAGGCCUGAGCAAGCUGAGAGAGCAGUGGAAAGCUGCCUUAGGAGACACGGCCCACAGUGCACAGAAUCCUCAGGAAGUCACAGUGUUGAACACAACCUCCACCCUGGAGUCAAACCGAGAUGAAACCAACAGCACAGGCCUGCACUGCUGUCAACUGGCUUCACAGGUCUUCAUAAAAGAUCUUGGCUGGGAGAACUGGAUAAUCUACCCAGAAUCCUUCACCCACACCCAGUGUACAGUCUGCGACCCCCAACUGCUUCCAAAAGCCCCGCUCUGCCGAGCAGACAGCCCCCCUGAACCGAACCCCCCACCAACGUGCUGCCGGCCCACCUCCCAGGAGAUGGUGCCCUUCUUCUAUCUGGACGAGCACAACGCGGCCGUCAUCACCCAAGCGACUCUGACCACGCGCUGUGGCUGCGCUCCAGGAUCGCAGAACUGAGCGACUGUGUUCCGCCAGAACCGGUUGUAUCCAAAAAAAAACUCUGAGUCACACAUAACACAGACGCAGAGGUUAGAGAGUCCAGGGGUCAGAAAGUAAAAGUCCUGCCAUGUGUGUGUUCCUUCCACCCGUCGGCUCCAGCCGGCUGAUUUCACCGUUAGUUCUACCUCCUGGCUGAAGAAAUCGAGGUGAUCGGAACAAAAUACUGGGGAGGACUUUUACUUUCUCAACCUGGAUUUUCCACCUCCCGAUAUGCUCCAGGAUGUAAGCAGACACGAAAAGGGCAUGUACUCUAAAUAUGGGGCGUUCUCUGAUGCAGACUCCCUUUAAAUUAAAGGCACAAUCCCUCUGAAAUGGAAACACGGUCAUAUUCACUACACUUACAGUAUAAGGUGUUCAGUAUCCCUGCUGCUUGUUUUUCAGUUUUUUUUGUAAGGGUAGUUACAAGGUGUGGCCAUGAAGACAGGCCAAAGAGAUAUUUCAGAUGUUAUAGUUAACCUUCAGAUUAUGUUUGGGGUCAAUUUGACCCCAUUCAGUGUUUGGCAUCUCUCAAAAACCAUCUUGAUACUGUGUGAUUUUUCUAAUUUGGUGGGAUUAA
Messenger RNA from Conger conger (European conger), 1367 nucleotides. It is a transcript of the gene gsdf, whose product is annotated as gonadal somatic cell derived factor. The coding region runs from base 110 to 769 and encodes 219 amino acids. Gene Ontology annotation, molecular function: cytokine activity; growth factor activity. The transcript has 5 exons. The record is from RefSeq and is a predicted model, not a curated record. Lineage: Eukaryota; Metazoa; Chordata; Actinopteri; Anguilliformes; Congridae. Gene Ontology annotation, biological process: SMAD protein signal transduction; BMP signaling pathway. Gene Ontology annotation, cellular component: extracellular region.